CGCCGCCAGCGCGGUCAGAGACAGCAACGCUCGCUGCAGCUGCCGUUCCGUGAAGCGCCCACUAAAAGUGGACACAACGUUAGUGACUGGGUUGCUGGGGCGUGCUGACAGCAUCCACCCGACCGCGGCUGCUUGGGCCCUCCGCGCCGCCGUACGCGGCCGCUCCCCCGCCCCUCGCUCCCCCCAAAAUGGCCGCGCCGGUAGAGCCCGCCUUAGUCCGCCGCCCUUCGGGGUCACCGCUGCCCGCCCGCUGCCGGCGGUAGAGGGGCGCUGGGCCGGUCGACGGCCCCCCUCGCGGGGAGGCGGAGGGAGCCGCGGGGACCUCCAUGAGGGGUUGUGGCCGACCCAGGCCGGGCCUGCCCAGGCGGCUGGCUCCUCCCUUGGGGAAGGAGGGUGCGCGGGGGCCGCCUCCCGCCGGGGCCGCCGCCGUGUGACUGGGAGCGUAGCCCCGGGUGGCUGCGGGGCGCCGGGCCUGAGCCGGCGGGCGUCGGCACCCUGCCCCCGGGGGACGGGGUCUCCCGGGCCCGUCCCGGCCCGCCGCGCCCUCCCCGUCCCCGCCCGUCGGCGUCCCCGCCGGCAGCGACGAUGUUCUCUCUGAAGCAGCCCAAGCCCACCUUUAAGUCCUACCUUCUGCCGCUGCCUCAGGCUGAAGACCAUAUAGCAUCAGAACCAAGGAUUAAAAAACUGGAACCAGUACUCUUGCCAGGUGAAAUUGUGGUAAAUGAAGUAAAUUUUGUAAGGAAAUGCAUCGCAACAGAUACAAGUCAAUAUGACCUGUGGGGCAAAUUGGUUUGCACUAACUUCAAGAUUUCCUUUAUUACGGAUGACCCAAUGCCACUACAGAAAUUCCAUUAUAAAAACCUCCUUCUUGGUGAACAUGAUGUCCCACUAACAUGCAUUGAGCAGAUUGUCACAGUGAAUGACACCAAGAGGAAGCAGAAGGUCCUUGGUCCCAACCAAAAACUUAAAUUUAAUCCAACUGAAUUAAUAAUUUAUUGCAAAGACUUCCGUAUUGUCAGAUUUCGUUUUGAUGAAGCGGGUCCCGAAAGUGCAAAAAAGGUGUGCCUUGCAAUAGCUCAUUAUUCUCAACCAACGGAUCUUCAGCUUCUCUUUGCAUUUGAGUAUGUUGGGGAAAUAUAUAAUAAUCCAGCAAAGAAGGUGAAUGGAAUAGACCCAGGAGGUGGUGGUGGUGGCAUCAGCAGUGCCAGUGGUCAGCAGACACCUUUGUUUGAAACCUACUCUGAUUGGGAUAGAGAAAUCAAAAGGACAGGUGCAUCAGAGUGGAGAGUUUGUUCAGUCAAUGAAGGUUAUAUGAUAUCUACUUGCCUUCCAGAAUAUUUUGUGGUUCCAUCUUCCUUAGCAGAUCAAGACCUUAAGCUAUACUCCUACUCUUUUAUUGGGAGACGAAUGCCAUUAUGGUCCUGGAAUCACCCUAAUGGGAGUGCCCUUGUAAGAAUGGCCAACAUUAAAGAUGUACUGCAGCAAAGAAGAAUAGAUCAAAGGAUUUGUAAUGCAGUAACUCGAAGCCAUCCCCUAAGAAGUGAUGUUUACAAAUCUGAUCUGGACAAGUGUCUCCCCAACAUCCAGGAAAUCCAGGCUGCACAUAUCAAACUCAAACAGCUGUGUGUUAAUGAGCCUUUUGAAGAAUCUGAAGAGAAGUGGCUAUCCUCACUGGAAAAUACUCGCUGGUUAGAGUAUAUUAGAUCAUUUCUUAAGCAUUCUGCUGAGCUUGUAUAUACAAUGGAGUGUAAGCAUGUUUCUGUAAUUCUACAAGAGGAAGAAGGACGGGACCUGAGCUGUCUUGCUGCUUCUCUCAUUCAAGUCAUGCUGGAUCCCUAUUUUCGAACAAUUGUUGGAUUUCAAAGCUUAAUACAGAAGGAAUGGGUGAUGGCGGGAUAUCAGUUUUUAGACAGGUGUAACCACUUAAAAAGAUCUGAUAAAGAGUCUCCUUUGUUCUUGAUGUUUCUUGACUGUGUUUGGCAGCUGCUAGAACAAUACCCAGCAGCCUUCGAGUUUUCUGAAAUGUACUUGACCAUACUGUACGACAGUGCACGUAUCUCAUUGUUUGGCACUUUUCUUUUCAAUUGUCCUCAUCAGCGAGUAAAGGAAAGCACUGAAUUUGCCAUAAGCAAAAAUAUUCAGCUGGGUGAUGAGAAAGGCCUCAAAUUUCCUUGUGUUUGGGACUGGUCUCUUCAGUUCACAAGCAGGGAUCGCCUGCUCUUUCACAACCCUUUUUAUAUUGGAAAGAGCGCGCCAUGCGUACAAAAUGGAGCAGUGAAAACUUUCAAACGCUCAAAGAAAAACUACAGCUCUACAUUGCGAGGUGUCCCCCCAGCAUUAAAAAAUGGAGUCAUCAGUGAGCAAGAGUUCCUUCCAAGAAGAAACUCUCUGAUACUAAAAGUGAAACCGGACUUUUUACAGCAAACAGAGAGUCAGAAUAACAGUAUGGAACAGUACUUCAGAGACUGGUUUGCAAAGCCUGUUGAUUUGCAUGGUGUAAUUCUACCCCGUCUCUCUGGAACGCAAAUAAAACUGUGGAAACUCUGCUACUUCCGCUGGGUUCCUGAGGCCCAGAUUAAUCAUGGUGGCUUCAUCACUGCUUUCCAUAAAGUUUCUUUGCUGGCAGAUGAAGUAGACAUGUUAAACCGGAAUCUUCGGCACUACAAAAGCAAUUCUUCUUUGCAAGGCAACUGCUCGGAACUGGAUCAAAGCAGGAUGUACUUCAGAGCAAAUGGUUUAAAUGACAGCUCUGGGCCCCCAGACUUUCUUUCCUCCUCCUUCCCAUUUUCUCCUGUAGGGAACCUAUGCAGACGGAGCAUUCUGGGAACACCUUUAAGCAAAUUUUUAAGUGGUGCCAAAAUCUGGCUAUCCACUGAGACGCUUGCAAAUGAAGACUAAGAUGAUGUGAUGACAGUUUAAAGGUUUGGAGAGAAUACAGCAUAUAAUUUUGUCUUUUCUAAGAUAACACUGCUAAAUGUGGCAUUGAAAGCUGUAAUAAUUUUUAUAUACAAACAUUACAUAAGUUUUGCACAAAUAUUUAAAAGCAAAGCGAGUCAUGCUUCAAAUCGCACAAUUUUGUCUUCAGUAGUUCUCAUGUGCUAGGGCUGCUGUCCCCGAUUCCUUUUGUAUUUCUGUGGUUUGGCUCAUUAUGUGAUGGAGCAUUUCAUUAGCUAAUCGAAAGGAUUGGUGUGGUCAUUAAUGAGCGUUCUGCUUGAAAUAUCUUUUUUCCCAGAUAGUGACUGAAGGGACUCUUGUGCCAAAACAGCUUGGCAAAUCGAAGUAGUCAGGUGCAGUGGGCGCAGACCGACAGCUGGAAUCUGGGAACAAACUAUUUUAUCAGAUUGCCUCUUCAGGAAGGACAUACGUACAUACUAAUGUUCUGUGACUUGAUCACCUUACAUGUGUGUUAAUACAGUGUGUAUCCAUGGGGGAGGUUGUUCCCUUUUCUUUCUCUCCCCAAAAUGUAUUCAUAAACAAGUAGUCAGAUUUGUGCUCUUUGUCUUGAGCUUCACUUUAGACUCUAGAAGUCAACUUCAGGACAAUGCACUGUUAACCUUAAAACAUUUACUGUAGAUAUGGUAUUGUAGUAGCUUUAGAAGUGCCUUUAAUUGGGAGGAAACAGUAGCAAGAUUACUCUAGUGCAGCUGACACCCCCACCCCCAAGUUUUUCCAGCAGAUUGUUAGUGUAAGUUCUUGUUCCAUCCCCCGCCUCCCCUGCUCCAUUUCUGGAAAUAAUAGAAGAGACAGCAGGUUUUUCCUCCUUUAGGUUAAGCUUGUUUCUAAGUCUCAUGAGAGCCUUUUUUACAUAAGCACCUCAAAUACUCAGCAUUAUACCCCUGCACGGAUCCUGAUCCCUGCCGACCCUCUCCUCAUCCUGUCCUGCUUUCAGCAGAAUUGAUACUUAAGCCUUACUGAGUUCCAGGAAGGAGGACAUGCUCCAGGUGGCCAAAUCCACAAGGGCGGCUAGUGCUGUUGUCAUGUGUAAGCAGGUGCUGGAAGAAGAGUGGUUAGUAGUGCCACCUUUUUAUGUACAUGCAGGUCCACAGGGACAGUGCAAUGGAGAAGCACUGCUUGAGGGAAUUAAAUCCAACAGCCUCCCUCUGCUUAAUGCAGCAACUUCCUCUUUGCUCCAAAACCUUUUAAAUGAUACCUCUGCCCUGGAUGCUGUGCUAGAAAAAGCCUCAAGUUUCAUAGGGAGAAAAAGCAAGAGAGUAAAAUAUACUAGGAGGGUGGAGGAGUAGUAAUGCGUCAUUCUCAUAGGUUAAGGCUUUUGUCAACUACCUUGUCUUAACAGCGAGGCUAUAUUUGAUAUUAACUGAUUUCUGUGUAAAACACGAAUGCCAUUUAACCUACACUAAACCUCCGUUCAGGUGCUAACAAGUUGAGGCACUGAGGACCUUAUAUGAUAGACCAGAAGCUAUUCUCAGUUAUGCAGGGGGGAAGCUGUAUGAUGAUGAUACACAGCAUAUUACAGUUAAAAAAAGGGCAGGGAGGGAUGGGAUUUGGAGCUCUUAAUUUGUUUGUAAAACCAAACUGGUCUUCAGCACAGCCUAAAUCACAAUGUGGGUUUUGGAUAUCUAAGAUUGCUCAAGUAUUUAUUUUUGAGAAUAUGCAUCUGGAGUGGCCUUAAGGUGUCAGCUUUGUGCUAGAACAGCCCAGCGCAUACAGAAGCUUGUUUUCCCCAGGCUAAACCUAACAUAUAAAGCUGGGGGGGCACUAGGUGUGCUGCUUUCUCAUGCUGUGGGUGGUUUGGUGGGAGUAAGGGGACAGUUUCAUUGUAAAGGUGGGCCAACAGGGCAGGGGAGAGGGGAGAAGACUUCCUUUUUUUUUUUAACUAACCAAACCCCCAAAAACCUGUUUUUAUGCAAAGCAGCUGAGCGUGUCUGUGCAUACAUGUGCAUGUGUGCAUCUGCAUGUGGACACGCACAUCCAUGUUCUGACAUAAUGCCAGAUUAUUUCUGGUCAACUGUUUGUGAGGAAAAAACAUGUAUUCACCUCAAUUGCCUGAUUAUGCUGCAAGAUGAUCUGAGCAUGUUAAAUGGUCCACAAACUAGUUGUGCGUAUUUACAGGCUUGCUGGAGCAGUCAUCUAACUGGUUCAAUUCAUUAUUCAAAUGUCUGUAGUAGUUCGCUGUUAUGAUUUUUUUUUAUUGGCUUACUGCUUUCCCUGGCCUGAUACUUGACAUGAAAGACCUCAACCUGUGUGCUUAGUGUCUUUUGGUACCAAUUUUUUAUUUUGCAAACUACAGUUAAAAAUUAUAGUGUCUUCUUCUUUUCCUUUAAAGUAUAACUUUUUUUGUUUAAAGGUACCAAAAAAAAGUGUAAAUAAAUUACUCCAUACAGGGAGCUGGUGGAAUUAAAAAAAAAUAUUAAUGUUUAGGCUAGUAUUCUUUAGGGGAAAAAUUGGGUACUAUAUUUAAACAGGAUUGUCUUUUGUAAGAUUUCAUACAUUUUUACAUUUCACUUCUGAGAUGUGUACAGAUGCUGCAGAUGGUCUUUGUAUUUUAUAUGUAUAUAGCAAGGAGGGUGGUUACAAAUAAUAUGCCUUUAUAAUAAACAAAAAAACUGUCUAAAUAUCUAUUUGCCAAACAUGUAAGAAGAUAUUUUACACAGUUCAAAAAGGGGGGAUAUGCAAGUAGAGGCUGAGGUGGCGAUAAGCACGGAGACGGCAAGGUGGGGUACCUCCUGCAGGGAGGAAGGGGAGCUAUCCACACUCCCCCAGAAAUGUAGACAAGAUUCUGCUUUCUUGUGUUCCCACAGGCCUUGCCUUCUGAGGGGUCUGAACAACUGCUGUGUGUGUGUGCUUGCGUGCCUGCAUGUGUUGUUUCUUCCUCAUAAGUUAAACAUCUUAGUUUCUUUAAUUUACUUUUGAAAGACAGGUACUAAAUGUUAAUUUUAAAAUAUUCUCCACUCUGCACAGUUGCCUUAUCAAUAGUCAGUAGGGACUGCUCUGAAUGUCUUUAAUAACUUUCAAAAGCAAUUUUGAGGUGUGAGUACAUAUCUAACUUCUGUGUACAGAAUACUGACAUACAAGUGUUAUAUAUGUGUGUGUGUAUAUAUGUACACAUUUUCAACUUCUAAUUUCUGUUCACCAUUUAAAACAAGAUACUGUUAAUGCCAUUUUGGUGUUGCAAGAGUAGUAAAAUUACCAAGAUUACUGUCUUUUUUUUGUCUCUUUCUAGAAAAUGUGCACUAUUUUGGCUGUUACUGGCUGUUUAUAUCACGACUUUUGUACUAUACUGUAAACCACAUGGGAGGGAAAUACAAAAUGCUGGUUGAUGUGGUUAAGGCCGUACCUCCAGUGUCAUUAACUACUGUGAGGUAGAGUUUAUUGUAGACUUAGUGAUCGUGGUACAACUUUAUUCACCAUUUACUACCACUUAUCAAAGAAAUUUAUUUCAUUCCAGAAAUGAAUGUGUUUGUGUGUAUAUGAAUACCCAGGCCUUGCACAUCUUCCACUUUGAUAUUAACUGCCCUGUAUUUUUAAUGGAAAUGUAGCAAGUGGGGCAAAGGUUUUGGCUUGCUCUCAGACGGAAAGACAUUAAAACCAAAACAUUUCUAACAUAUAUUUAAGCAAAGGAUGAAAUUUUGCAUUUGCCUCUAACAUGAGACAGACAUCUGUACCUCAAAUUGCUCUAGGCAGUAGGUUUCUAACGCUGUUGAUGUGAUGGUUUAGAGUUCAGUAUUUCAACUGAAAGUAAAACCUUUGUGCCUGAUAAUGAUUUAUUGAGCAAAGUAGCAGUGCCAAGAAGAUUAUAAACUCCUGAUGCUGAGUUGUGAAGUAAAUUAGACUAAAUAAAAGUUAAUACCUUUCCACAGCAAA
Phalacrocorax carbo (great cormorant) is the source of this 6822-nucleotide messenger RNA. Lineage: Eukaryota; Metazoa; Chordata; Aves; Suliformes; Phalacrocoracidae. The record is from RefSeq and is a predicted model, not a curated record.